CGCUGCAUAUUUCCUGCUCUAGUUUUCUAAACAUGUGCAACUAUUAGUUCGAGGAGUGUCAGGUGUAAAAGCGCAGCCAGCUCGUUUUUGGAGCUGUCAACGAACGUAUCUAGCACAGUGUAACCUUGACAGAUCGUUUUACACGGCUGCAACUCGAAGUGAAGCUUGCCUUUGAUCCCGAUCUGCCGGCGACCGUGCGAUCACUGUCACUACAGUUAACAGCUGAACAACGCGUUGGUUCAACGUGACAUGUGUGCAGUUCAUGUCCGGUGUACCGCUGUGUCGGGCGCCGCAUUUCCUUCAACUAAAGCUGAUGUUAUCAUUAUUCGGACACGCUGAAGCCCCGGUACCGACGCUGUAGCGUGAGGCCUAACGAAGACAACCGGCGCGAUUGCUCAAUUUGAGAGCUGUCAUGAACGACUUUCAUGGAGACGACGUCGAGGAUCUGAAAGAGAAAACGCCUACAGUCGUUCAAAAUCGGUUUCCAGCCACUCUGAAAAGAUGGGAAAUCCUGCUGAGGAUGUUUCAUUGGCUGGUCUGGACGUCCGGAUUGGUUUACGUUCUGGGCUGCUUCGUGACGUCGAAAACGAAUUAUACAUUGCCUGAAGUUGUUCCUGACGAGUUCGUCGAUGGUUCAUAUGGUAUCCCUCGUGACAAGGACACUGCUGACGAAGAAUGGUAUCGCUACAGCACUGCCAUCCGCAGGUUUUGGCCGUGGGUUUUGGUGCAGCCCCUCAUCAGCCACUGCCUUUUUGCCAAAUAUCACAAAUGGCUUCCAAGUUUCUAUGCUGCAUACAGCACUUUCUUCCUGCUCUACAAUGUUGGCUGGCUGACAACUGCGUCUUUCUACACCCUGUACGUCGCCUUCUACGUUUCUGCAAAGUACAGAAGUACCUUGGUGUGCUACCUUCUGGGUCUGGCUGUUAUCGUCCAUUCGGCCUUUCCUGUACUGACAUUCCUAAAGCCCGUCUAUCUUUACCACGGCAGUGUGGAGACUUUCCUCACGCAAGUUGGGCUUUCGUGGACGGCAGCCCGGUGCGUGAGCUUUGCCGUUGAUGCCAUCACAAGACAAAGCACGCAGAACAGCAAUCCUGAAAUCGACACUUCGCUUGCGUACAUCCUUUACUUGCCAGCACUGUUUACUGGUCCCCUACAGAAUUACUCGGACUUCGUUGUACAGGUCACAAAACAAAAAACAGCCUGGUCAGUGCAAGAUAUCAUGUAUCCUGCUGCCCAGGUCGGGUUGUGUACACUCUACUACUUUCUUCUUGAGGUCCUUCUGCACUAUUUCUACAGCUCAGCCUUGGCGUACUACCCUGACCUCGUGGCAGAGAUGGAUGACCCCAGCCUCCUGGGGCUCGGGAUCUGCCUCACGGUGCUGUUCUUCCUGAAGUACCGGAUACUGUACGGGCUGGGGUCGGCAGUGGCUGGCCUUGAGGGCAUGGCACUCCCUCCACCACCGAAAUGUGUGAGCCGCAUUCACCUCUGCUCCUACCUCUGGAGGCACUUUGAUCGAGGACUCUACCUGUGGAUACAGAGGUACAUCUACCGGCCAAUCGUGGCUCGCGGCUGGACGCCGCAGCACCGCAUGGUGGGGGCAGCAGCCAGUUUUGCCUUUGUCUGCUCGUGGCACGGCAUGGACAGGGCAGUGGUGGUGUGGUGCACCCUCAACUUUGUUGGAAUCUCCACCGAGCUCCUGAUGGAGGUCAUCAGGAACACAGACAGCUGGAAGAGGAUUGAGGACACCUUCUUCAGUGGAACGCGGUUGCGAUUUCUCAGGGCUGCCGUCUCUGCACCCCAUUUCCUUUUCUCCAUGUUUUCCUGUAUGUUCUUCCUCAGCAACGUGGACAUCGGGCUGAUCUUCCUGAGGAAGAUAAUAUGUGGCUACCCAGUUCCCUUGGUGCCAACGCUUCUCGUCAUGUACUGCGGUUGUCACGUCUCAAUGGACAUCAUGGACUGGGAAACGAAGAAAAAGAAGUCUUCUUAGGCAGUUGCUGAUAUUUUUCAAGGUAAUUUAACGGCACUCAGCUUGCCAUCCUGACAUACCUGCCUAGGUACUGGAACCUGGAAUAGCAAAACGGACAGGCCACAAUGGUGAAUGUCUUCUAUUCACGUGAAUGGGAGAAAUGUAAGUGAGAAAGGCAGUGUACUGGUUGCACCAAGGCCUUUAGACACCUGCUUCAUUGGUCACAAUUUUUCAGGGCAGCUUACAGAGUUUAAAAAAAAAUUGAAAAGGUUUAGUAGUAUUGCCCUAGAAAUCGAAUUAAUGCAGGGUGAUAUCCGACUGCUGAUCUAUUUUACCCCAUCAUUGUUUAGUAUUGUAUUGCUCUCAUUUAGAUUCAGAUUGCAUGUUUACAUACAUAUAAUUUAUUCUUUUUCUUAUACAUAAUGUUUAUGCUACUGUUUACACAUUUGUAUUGCUUACUGCUGGCUUCUUUUCAGCCACUCACACAAUAAAAUGUUUUACUGCUUUU
Dermacentor silvarum is the source of this 2474-nucleotide messenger RNA. RefSeq names its product protein-cysteine N-palmitoyltransferase HHAT-like protein. Gene Ontology annotation, molecular function: palmitoyltransferase activity. The coding region runs from base 413 to 1987 and encodes 524 amino acids. The transcript is spliced from 12 exons. Gene Ontology annotation, biological process: protein palmitoylation. NCBI's taxonomy places the organism in Eukaryota, Metazoa, Arthropoda, Arachnida, Ixodida, Ixodidae. Gene Ontology annotation, cellular component: endoplasmic reticulum. The record is from RefSeq and is a predicted model, not a curated record.